ACGGAGUUUAAAUUUGCAAGUUCCUUCCUCUUAUGAUCAAUGAGAUUCUCUCACUUCACAAGUCUCUGUAUACAUAAAUUUGGGUUGGCCAGCCAGCCUCUAGCUUCUAAGUGCCAAACUCUUGUCUGAAUAGUGAACAGUGAACGCACUGCAUCUGUCUAUCCUCCCCAAUUCCACCUCUCCAACUCAAAAAACUCAUCAUAUCAUACCAAUAAUCAUAUUCCCUCCGUCCCUCCCUUCUCCCUGAGUCCAAAGUGGAGAGUGUAAAUUAAGCAAGAAGAUUAUAGGGCCAGAAAAAAUGCCAAGCAAUCUGGGAAGAAACAUAAAUCUUUGCUUCACAAAUAUCACGGCACCCUCAUCUCCCCAAUCCUCGAUCCAAGCUGAGCACAGCCGUUCCCUAUCCAGCUCCGCAGCAUCAGUCCUCAUCAAGAACUUCAACUCUCUCUACGAUUUCGCUUUUGACUGCACCACCUAUUCCAAGUCCUUUCCGCACCCCACGUCCGCCACCACCACCUCCGACAACGACCUCUCCUCCUCCGAAUCCUACACCACCUCCUCCACCCCGGACUUCUCCACCAUCUUCGCAUCCCAACGCUUUUUCUGCUCCUCUCCUGGCCGUUCUAACUCCAUCAUAGACUCCUCAUCGUCCCUAUCGUCAACCUCCUCGUCGUCUCCGGGCAUCCCGACCGAACCCGACAGCGUCGUGGGAGGAAGCAUUGCUGUUGCGACCUAUUCGCCAGACCCUUUCAUGGACUUUCGACGGUCCAUGCAAGAAAUGGUGGAGGCCCAUGACCUGAUCGACGUUGCAGCCAAUUGGGACUACUUGCACGAGCUUCUCACCUGCUAUCUGUCUCUCAAUCCCAAGAGAACCCACAAAUUCAUCGUCGGAGCUUUUGCCGAUCUUCUUGUCAGUCUCAUUACUUCAUCAUCACCAGAUGAUGAGCGCUGCCGCUGUACGAAAUCAAAAUUCUCCGAUGAUGGUCGUAAGAUGUCAGGUAUGGGGUGGGCGGAUGUGAAAUUUUCGCGGGCCCCUAGCCAUUAAUUAAGAUCACGUCAUUGUUUUAGGGAGGAAAGGCGUUCAAGGUAAUAAGGUGGUGAAUGGAUAGCAAUGAGAGUCGAAUCUCUGCAUCUUUUUGAGGAAAGAAAAGAAUACGAGUGGCUGCAGAAUCAAUGUGAUUAAUGUAGAAAAUUAUGGAAAUCUGAAAAGAAAUUGAUGUAACGUUGACAGUUCAUUGUUAUGCAUGCAUCUGGUCCCCUAUUGUCCUCAAUUAUAUCGAUACAUAAAUAAAUUUAAUGGUAUCAUUAAGACCGUUAUAUUUCUGGCACUUCUUGUUUCUUGGUUUUUAAGUUACUUACAUGCUUCUAAUUUUCUAAAUAUGCUAAGCCAGCCUAGCACGGCUGCACGACACAGAAGCAGAAGCAGGAGACGAAGCCUUGGUCUUUGCUUCUGGUGGCAGACUCCCGGAAAAGUGUAUCUACUUUUUCAGAGAUUUUUUUUUUUUUUUGGGGGUUAAUUUAGAUUCCAGCGUGCAGGACACUAAUGGAAUGAAGACAAGACCAGAUUUGUACUCUGAUGGGAUAUCCAAACCAUCCACCUUUCCAAUUUCUAAAAGCUGCCCCUGUCUUUAAUAGAGUACUUUCAUUCAGUCACCGUGGCGUUCUUCCUAUUGAACUUCUAACCCCGACCCUAAUCGAAAGAAGAUGACAGACAAAAAGGGUCCUUCUUACGACGUAGUUGGCCUUCACUCAUCAAGGAGGCCAUUAGGCUUGGGCAGAAGCUAAGGUAGUUGGCCUUUCGGGCGCCCACUGAACUCGCUUGGGGAGAAAGAUAAUUUGCUACAAUCUGUAUGUAAUGAUGCAUCUGUUGACAAACAUUGGUCAUGCAAGUUUACCUUCUUCUACCAUAAGGAAAGAAAACCAAAUGGCAAAAGAACUUCAUAACA
Molecule: messenger RNA, 1943 nt
Organism: Coffea arabica (coffee)
Lineage: Eukaryota; Viridiplantae; Streptophyta; Magnoliopsida; Gentianales; Rubiaceae
Source: RefSeq, a predicted model, not a curated record